Messenger RNA from Habropoda laboriosa, 1725 nucleotides. RefSeq lists its product as uncharacterized. Lineage: Eukaryota; Metazoa; Arthropoda; Insecta; Hymenoptera; Apidae. The record is from RefSeq and is a predicted model, not a curated record. The coding region runs from base 193 to 1536 and encodes 447 amino acids. The transcript has a single exon.
AAUUCUUCGUCUGGUUACUGUUCGCGUAUCGCCCGAUAUUGUGCGCCGUAUUUGCCCACGAGUCAUUUCCCAGUUGUUCCUUCAAACAUGUUCAGAUGCUUAUUUACGAUCGCGCCGGUACAACGUGGUCAGGAUCGUAUAUAAAUUUGGUAUUUCCUCGCUGUGGCUAGCUCAACCCUGAAUAUUCUCAAUAUGGCGACGAUCAGCGCGGAUCCGGCGUGUUGUUUGACCGACUCGACCAAGUCGCAGGUCUUGUCCGCGAACGAGAAGUCAACCGCGGCGCUUCUCCACGAUUCCGACGUGAAUAAGAUCGUCGAGCGGAAAUUUCGCUCGAAGAACUUCUGCAUUUUGCAUUGGAGUUUGGACAGCUUCGGGGAGACGAACGGCUACUUGGGCCAGUACUACACCCUCUCCGUGACUGUGAAAAUCGACAACAAAUCGAAGCAUUUGUCGUUCUUCGCGAAAACACCGCCGCCGACGAGCAGCCCGCAAUACGAUUUCCUCGUGCGUUACAACACGUUCAACAAAGAGAUCAUCGUCUACAGCGAAAUUGUGCCCACCAUAGGCAUGGGAACCGGCAUCAAGUGGAUACCUGAUUAUUAUCUCAGCAAGAGCAACGUUAUAAUGGUUCUCGAGGACGCUAGGCAAGAGGGUUACGUUACACCGGACAAGUAUCUCGCGUUCGACGAGGAGCAUUGCGUUUCGGUGGUAAAAGCGAUUUCGACCUUCCACUCGAGGUCCUUGAUUCUGGACGAGAAGCUCCGCCGGAGCACCGGUCAAACGAUCCUCGAUCUUUACGGGCACGUGCUGGAAGAAGUGGCUUUCGUCGCGGGCGAUGUGGUCGUCAUGAAAUAUCUCUCUUCGUGCGUCAAAGGUGCAUGCACCAUGGUCGAUCUGGUCGAGGGUUUGAAGGAAGACGAAGCUACUGCGAUGAAGAAUUGGAUGACCACGUGGAUACCGAAGUUGCCCUCUCUAUUGGUGUCGUCGAGCAAAUACAGAAACGUGAUGUGCCAUCGGGAUAUAUGGCCGAACAAUAUCAUGAUCAAGAGAGACUCGGCUGGUAAACCGGUCAGUUGCUACCUGGUGGACUUCCAAUUCUUACGAUACAGUCCACCGGCGAUCGAUUUCGUGAUUUGUCUUCUAUUGGUCACCGAUCGUGCCACCAGACGUACGCUUUACGAUCGACUCGUGGAUGUUUACUACGAAACCAUGAAGAAAGAACUGGCCGCGUCGAGUCUCGACGUCGAGGAGUGUCUGCCGCGUGAGCAAUUUGUCGCUUCUUGCGACGACGUGAAAGGUGUAUCGUUGGCGUAUUCUGUGGCUAAUAUGCAGAUAAUGCUGUUGACGAAGUCAGCGGUGGAACAGUAUUUCAUAGGAUCUACCGAUCAACUGGAGUACGUUCUGUACGGCGACGAAAGGUGCGAUCUCGUGAAGAGCCAAUGUCGCAGUAAGAAGUUGUAUCAGACGCGCAUUACAGACGUGAUAGAGGAAAUUAGGGAGUACCUGGCCAACAACAACGACCCGGCCAAAUACUAGUUGUCGAGGGAGGGGGGUGGGUUGGAAAACGAGGGUGUUGAAUGUUUUCUGGGGUGUCGUCGUUUGUACCUGCAUUACGAUCUGUGAUAAAAGGACUUUGGAAUGGGGCCAGGAAGAAGGUUGUCCCUAUUUCGGGAACGUACGAUUUGCGGAUGUGUCGCAAAGUCCGGCGAAACGUGCCGGAGUUCG